GGGCGGCAGCGGGCGGCGUGGAUGGAUCGCAAGGCGGCGAAGCGGGUGGCCGUCGUCGGCGCCGGCACGAGCGGGCUCGCCGCGUGCAAGCACCUCCUGGCGCGGGGCUUCCGCCCGGUGGUCUUCGAGGCGGGCGCCUCCGUUGGCGGCCUGUGGACGCGCACGCUCGCGUCCACCAGGCUGCAGUCGGCCGCCGCGGGGUACCGCUUCUCCGACUUCCCGUGGCCGGAGGGCGCCGACGAGUUCCCGUGCCACGGCCAGGUCGUCGAGUACCUCGCCGCCUACGCGCGUCGCUUCGGCGUCGACGGGUGCGUCAGGCUCCGGAGCAAGGUGGUGGCCGCGGAGUACGUCGGGGCCGGGGCGGACGACGCGGAGCUGUGGGCAGGCAACGGCGAGGCGUUCGGCGGCGACGGCGCGGGCCGGUGGCGGCUCACCGUGCGGCACGCCGAUGACUCGCACGACACCACGCAGACGUACGAGUUCGACUUCCUGAUCCUGUGCGUCGGGAGGUUCAGCGGCGUGCCCAACGUCCCGGCGUUCCCGGCCGGCGGCGGUCCCGACGCGUUCCGCGGGCCGGUGCUCCACUCCAUGGACUUCUCCGACAUGGACGACGCGGACGCCGCCGCGCUGGUCAGGGGCAAGCGCGUCGCCGUCGUCGGCUCGGGCAAGUCCGCCUUCGACAUCGCCGCCGAGUGCGCCGACGCCAACGGCGCCGAGCUGCCGUGCACGAUGGUCUGCAGGAGCCCGCAGUGGCUGCUGCACGACGUCAGCGUCUGGGGCGGGCUCCACCUCGGGCACCUCUACAUGAAUCGGUUCGCGGAGCUGAUGGUCCGCAAGCCCGGCGCCGGCAUGGCGUCGAGCCUUCUCGCCACCUUGCUCACGCCAUUGGCGUGGCUGAUAUCGAAGCUGACGGAGGCGUACUACAAGAAGGCGAUACCGAUGCGGGAGUUCGGCAUGGAGCCGGAGCUCGGGUUCGCGGGGGCCAUCGCGUCGUGCAAGAUCGGCAUGCUGCCCGAGGCGUUCUACGACAAGGUGAGGCGCGGCGGCGUCGUCCUCCGGCGGUCGGGGAACUUCAGCUUCUGCGAGGACGGCCUGGUGCUGGACGGCGCCGACGGCGGGUGCGUCGUCGUCCCCGCCGACCUGGUGAUUCUCGCCACCGGCUUCCGCGGCGACCAGAAGCUCAGGGACAUGUUCGUCUCGCCCCGGGUGAAGGACAUCGUCGCUGGCUCGCCGGACACCACCGUGCCUCUCUACCGGGAGUGCGUGCACCCUCGGAUCCCGCAGAUGGCGGUGAUCGGGUACGCGGAGAGCCUGACCAACAUCUACGCGAUCGAGAUGAUGGCCAAGUGGGUGGCGCGGUUCCUGGACGGCGCGUUCCGGCUGCCGAGCGUGCGGCGGAUGGAGCGGAGCGUCGCGGAGUGGGGCGCGUACAUGAGGCGGAGCGGCGGGGAGAGGUUCCGGCGGUCCUGCCUCGGCGCCGUCAACAUCUGGUACAACGACGAGCUGUGCCGCGACAUGGGCUGCGAACCCAGGAGGAAGAAGGGCCUCCUCGCCGAGUGGUUCCAGCCCUACGGCGCCGUCGACUACGCCGAUAUCCAGUGACGCUUUUUCCCACAGGUACUGGCAUGGCUGCUUCCAUCGAUCUUUACGCUCACGACCCUCCAGAUUCCAGCCGGAGACGGGGGUUGUUGACUGGUUGAGCACAGGAGCCAGGAGGAACGAGAGGUUUGCAGACUGGCUGCUCCGUUAUGGGCCAGCGGAUUCCGCAGACAAUAAUCAAAUUGGAUGUUUUCACCAGGUUCUGUCCCGUGGACUCAUUUUUUCAAGGGUGAACCAUUCUGGGUCAAUGUCAAGGUGAUGUUCCAACUGAACGUUUCGUAUCAACUGAAUAACUUGUUAAGCGCACACGAAACACGUUUAAGUUCAGAAUAAUAUAGGAGACCUUGUUCUCCAACUCUCUUAUGACGAUCAGACCUAACUUGCAAGAUGUCCCAGUGUAACCUGCACCAACAAAAAGGGCAUUACCCAGCAGAAAGUGGUAAUGGAUCUAAAUGACACCAAUCCUUAUCUAGCUAGAUAUCCAGCUAGAUGUCAUUCGCCACUCAAACAAGCCCGCAUCUGAUAAAGUGUCAUCAAAAUGCACUCAAGUGAAUCACAAGACUUCCAAGCCAACGUGGAAUUGUGUCAGUGCUCAUAUAUAUAUUUGCAGUUUAUGCCAUAGGCGAGUUUCUAUAGGAGAACUAAGACAAUCCUAGCAAUUUGACAGUUGCAACACAAUGUAUGUAACAUCGCAUCAUCCUCAACAACACAAGAAAGUGCUCACUAGCUAACAUUGGAUGCUGUGUUGAUAUGUAUUUAACUUUGAAAGGGACAUAUAACAAACAAGCAUUUAAAAACUCAGUCAGAUUUUCUGCAAGGAUUCCCGGGCUCCCACUGAACACAAAAGACAGACAGCGAGUAGGCUGACAGGAAUAAACCAUGAAACAACCAAAGAACCAGGCAAGUGGUGGUUGUUCGGCCUUUGGCCCCAUCUGAAAAGAUCUAGCAGCUAAAAAAAAUCUAAAUUAUCCAAAGAAUCAAACGUGAACAUUGCAUAAAAGACACAGACUCCCCUCCCUCCUCCCUCUGGCUUCCUCCCUCCCAAAAAGUAGAGCAAGAGCAUGGAGAGGAAUAGGGUGGGCAUUGUUGGCGCAGGUGUGAGUGGCCUAGCAGCCUGCAAGCAUGUGCUCGACAAGGGAUUUAGCCCAGUGGUGUUUGAGGCUGACAGAAGCAUCGGUGGAGUAUGGGCGCAUACCUUGGAGUCGACAAGGCUUCAAGCGCCAACAACAGCAUACCGCUUCUCAGAUAUGGCUUGGCCAGAGAGUGUGACAGAGGCAUACCCAAGCCACCACAAGGUCAUGAAGUAUAUAAGGUCAUAUGCAUGCAAAUUUCAACUCCUCAAGUACAUCAAGUUCAAUAGCCAGGUGCUUGGUGUUGUGUACCUUGGUGCGACUGAGGAAGAGAUAAUGAGCUGGGAGCAAUGGUCUACCAAUGGGACAGCAUUCGGAACUGGGAAAGAUGGAGGGUGGCGCAUCACAGUGAAAGACUUGAAGGUCGGUGAUACUCAGGUUUUUCAAGUGGAUUUUCUCAUUCUGUGCAUUGGAAGGCAUAGUGGAACCCCAAAUAUUCCCAAAAUUCCGGCAAACGGACCUGAGUUGUUCAAGGGCAAAAUAUUGCACUCACUGGACUACUCUUACAUGGAUAAUGUGGCUCAUUUUGUUAAGGGGAAACACAUCACAAUAAUUGGCUCUGGAAAAUCAGCAUUUGACAUAGCUGCAGAGGUUGCGAAGGUGAAUGGUGAGUACAGAAUUAGCGCUUCGCUACUAGAAACAGUCCUUCAGUAAAGGUUGACUUCAAUUUCAAUGCAGGUGCAGUUCAGCCAUGCACCAUCAUAUAUAGAACAAGACACUGGCUGGUCCACAAGUCUAGCAUAUGGGGCGUUGACCUCAGUUACUUCUAUCUAAAUCGCAUCUCGCAGCUGCUACUUCAUAAACCUGGUGAAGGAUUUCUACGUUAUAUGUUGGCUACUGCACUGUCUCCCUUGCGAUGGGCGAUCUCAAAAGUGAUCGAAACUUACUUCAAGUGGAGCAUUCCCUUACAAAAGCAUGGGAUGGUACCUGACUACAGCUUCUCUUUUGCUAUGUCCUCAUGCUCAAUUGCAAUGCUGCCAGAAGGGUUUUAUGACAGGGUUGACGAAGGCAGCAUUAUUCUCAAGAAAUCCAAGGCAUUCAACUUCUCCAGUGAUGGAAUCAUCCUGCAAGACAGAAAGGAAAGAAUAAAAAGUGAUAUUGUGAUUCUAGCAACAGGAUUCAGAGGAGAUCAGAAGCUUAGGGACAUCUUCACAGCAAAUUGGUGUAGAAAGAUAGUGGCAGGAUCACCGGAUACAUCAGCUCCUCUAUACAGAGAAUGCAUCCAUCCGCGUAUUCCUCAGUUGGCAAUAGUUGGGUACUCUGAAAGCCUUACUAACAUAUAUGCCUCAGAGAGGAUGGCCAAUUGGGUUGCCCAUUUCCUGGCUGGUGGUUUCAAAUUGCCAAGCAUAACAUGCAUGGAAAAGAGUGUAGCAGAAUGGGCCAAGUACAAGAAUAUAUACAACGGCAAGUAUUUUCGCAGGUCCUGCAUAAGCACCAUUAACAUCUGGUUAAAUGAUCUGUUAUGCCAAGACAUUGGAUGCAACCCUAAAAGGAAGAAAGGGUUCCUGGCUGAAUGGUUCCAGCCGUAUGGACCUGCUGAUUAUGCAGGUCUCUCCUACAGGUAGUUGCAUCUGUCUUAGUCCAUAUUCAUAGGGAAUGAUGAAGAGACCAGAGUUAUUACAUCCAUGACUGUACAGACGAUUUAGAAGGGCUUUAUCUUCAAAAGUUACUGUUACUCUCAGUAUAGGAGAAUAUUUCCACAA
Messenger RNA from Panicum virgatum (switchgrass), 4432 nucleotides. RefSeq names its product probable flavin-containing monooxygenase 1. The record is from RefSeq and is a predicted model, not a curated record. Bases 22 to 1602 code for a protein of 526 amino acids. Lineage: Eukaryota; Viridiplantae; Streptophyta; Magnoliopsida; Poales; Poaceae. Gene Ontology annotation, molecular function: flavin adenine dinucleotide binding; N,N-dimethylaniline monooxygenase activity; NADP binding. The transcript has 8 exons.